AAUAAAUAGACUUUUUAUUCAGCUGCACACCAAAUGUAGAAGUGAUAGAUUUUAGGUGUAGUGUUCCUUUAAAAGCGCAGUUAUUUACUAUGGGACAUUGUGAAUGAGAGGUUACCUGGCUACGUACAAUGUACACUAUGCGUGAUGGCAUGGGGUCAUGUUACACAGCCAAUGCUAUAGACACACAGAUGCUGUGCGUUUCCAACCUGGCCAGGAGUCACAGGCUUACUAUGGGGGUUAUUGGAAGCACAAUGAGAAGACAGAAGAAAAGCUGUGGACAUAAAAGUGACAAGGACGCAGUUAUGGAUUUAUCCCAGAUGUGGAAUAUGAUCAAUAACUUGCCUCCUGUUGAGAGACUGCAUGAUCAUUCUUCCCAGCGUGGGCCUUCUGGUUGGAUCACCAUAAGGGUGUUUGUUUCAUCCACAUUUGAUGAUUUCCACUCAGAGAGAGAAGUCCUUGUAAAGCAGGUGUUUCCAGAACUCAGAGAGUGGUGUGAAGCCCGCAGUAUGUGCUUGGUUGAGUGCGAUUUAAGAUGGGGAAUCCCUAAGGACACAUCUUCAGGCAAGAUUUUUUCCACCUGUCUUGGGGAACUAGAUCGAUGUCACCAGGACAGCUUUGGUAUGCCCUUUAUGGUGGUUCUUCUAGGUGAACGUGCUGGUUGGAUACCACAUGCAGCUGAGGUGCCUCAAGAAAUUGUUGACGUCUAUCGUUGGAUCAAUGGCAUGUCUGUCACAGGAACAGAGAUAUUACAUGGAGCUUAUAGAAACUACAAUCCCAAUGCAGCCUUUUGCCUUCGAGAUCCAUCUUUUCUGCUCCAGUUGCCCCAGGAAGAUCUUCCAAGAUAUCAAGACAAAGGUCACAAGGCUGUGUUCAUGAAGUCUCUCAAGGAACAAGUGAGUCACCGCUUUCCUGAAGAUCAAAUUCUACAUUAUGGGUGCCAAAUACUUUCCCCCGACUCUGCUACCAGAUCAGGAAAGGUAAAACUGGGGUUUUCUUCUGAUUUCUCCUUGAGGAUUGUGGAGUUUCUUAAAAAGAGAAUUCUUGAAACCUUCCCAGAACGUUCAGCUGGUAUAUCAGCAAGGGCACACAUUUCCUGGGAAGAGACAGAAUUAGCUCAACAUCACUUGUUUCUCCAUCAAAAACAGCAGCUGUUUCUUGGCCGAGAUCUUGAGUUACAGAGGAUCCUAGAGUUCUUACAUAUGGAUCAAGUUGAUUCUACUAUGCUAGAAAAUAAAGACUCAGCUGAAUGGAGGAUCCCUGUGUACCAGAUAGUUUCAGAGCCUGGAAGAGGCAAGUCAUCUUUAUUGGCUGCUUGCAUAUCUAGAGUGCUCCAGCUUCCUCGUAGCAGGGUCUUCUACCAUUUUGUUGGCUGCAGUCCUUCGUCUGUUCAACUUUCGAAUAUAGUGAUGCGUCUGUGCUGCAACCUCAUGUCAAGUGGACCAGAGCAAGAGGAUAUUCUUGAGAAGCUAAGAAAUUGUUGGAGAAAUGAAGAGAUGAAAGACAUACUGCAGCACGUUCUGCAAACAUCUGCCAAACUCACUAACAUGGCCACUUACAUAUUUAUUGAUGCCAUAAAUCAGCUUCCAUUUCCAGCUGAUGUCAAUGACUUAUUCUCUUGGCUGAGCACCCAAGGAUUUCUUCCUCCCUCUUAUAAGUUUGUCAUCAGCUGUACCCCAGACUCUGCACUUCACAGUAUGCCAUCAUCCAACUGUCUGGAGCUGGAUCUUUUGUCCCCAGGGGCAGCACAGAACCUGGCAGUGUUAUACCUAUCCCGUUAUUGCAAGAUAUUGAGCACCGAGCAGCUUUAUAAACUACUUCAAAAAUCCUCCUCCACACACCCUUUGUGGAUAUCACUUGCCUGUGAGGAGCUCCGCGUGUAUGGAGUUUUUGAGAUGCUCACAAAAAAGAUUAUAGGGUUACCUGGCACUCUACAAGGGCUCCUAGAAAGUAUAAUUCAGAGACUGGUGCAGGAAGACGACAGUAAUCGAGUCAAGAAGCUACUUUGUUUGCUGCAUUGCUGUCAGGAAGGUGUAGCUGAGCAAGAUUUGCAGGGAGCCAUGUCUACCCUAGAAGGUGCCUCGGAAAUACCCGCCAUGCAUUGGGCAACACUUCGCAGAACUUUGAGUUGUCUUCUUCGAGUAGGCCAGGACCAUAGAGGGAAAGACAUGCUAGGUUUCUUUCAUGGCAGUGUGGCAGAGGCAGUGGAGAAGUGCUUGCUCAGUCCCGACAACUCUCACCAUUUAUAUUUAGUAAACCUGGCUGAUUACUAUGAGUACAAAUGCACAGAUAAUGCCACAGUGAUCAACCAGCUACCACAACUACUGCAAAAAGCCAUGAUGAACAGUCGCCUGGUUAAUUUCCUGAGAAAGGAUCCCCGUGCUCGCUCCAUACAAGCUCACACAAGAACACGGUACCUAAAGGGUCUACGUUGUACCAAUAUAUGCAGGGAUGGCUUUCUCAGGUCUCAAGCAAUGAUCUGUGGGAUGUGUUCGAUGAAAAUUGGAGCAUUUGGUCAGCUGUUUGGGAAUAAGCAGAGCUGCGUCUUAUGUGGAGCACAUGUCACCAUCAUGGGGAGAGAGGCUUUCCUGUGUUCUCAGCAUUACAGGGUUGGCACAACUGAAUGUCUAGUUUGCAAAUCGCCUAUCCUGGGGCAUCCACCACCAUCUCCUGCUCUUCUGUGUCACAGCUGUGGCUUCUAUGAAACAUGUGUUGCCUUAAAAAAGUGAAUUAAUAUUGCGGCUUAAAAUCAUGAAGUGCUGGAACACAAAUUUAUUUUUGUUUUAUGUAAAGUAACUUUUAUGUUACUAGGUUACUAUGUUUUAGUCUAAUAAUAAUUUAUAGAAAUGUAUUGUAACAUAUAUAGUACGGCAGGGGUCUAUUCUUAAAGGGGUUGUUGGAUUAUGAAAAACCCCUUUUAUUACAAUACACGAAAGUAAUUCAAUUUAUAAUAGUUACAUUUCCAAAAGGGUCCUAUUUUCCUGCUUGGUCACCUGACUACUUUUCAUUUUCCCCCCAACUCUGCUAUCACAUAUAGUACUUGCAUAUUUAAGAAAGCUGUGCAGGACCUAGCAGGAUGGGGAGCCCAACAGAUUUGCAAGUAUUUGCAUCUGCCUACAGUUAUGGCGCAUGUUUACAAUGAGAUGAUGGAGGAGUGAACCAUUUCUUCCCACCUCUCAUGUAGAGAUGCACGGCC
This is a messenger RNA of Hyla sarda, 3193 nucleotides long. RefSeq names its product telomerase protein component 1-like. Bases 129 to 2726 code for a protein of 865 amino acids. The record is from RefSeq and is a predicted model, not a curated record. Lineage: Eukaryota; Metazoa; Chordata; Amphibia; Anura; Hylidae. The transcript has 15 exons. Gene Ontology annotation, cellular component: Cul4-RING E3 ubiquitin ligase complex.